AUGGCAACGCGUGUUGGUUAUGCUAUGCUAUUUUGUUUUGAUGCGAUCGUCGCGUGGAUCAGUCUUACACCUGGCUUGGCUCGCUCUAUCGAGGAUUGGACCUUUCAUUAUGUGCAGGUGAAAUGUGUCGAGCAAGAGACUUGCGUGGGCGUACUAGCGGUGCAUCGUAUCACGUUUGCGCUCGCCCUAUUCCACCUAGUGCUCGCCUUGUUGCUCCUCAAUGUGCGCACCUCACGCGACCCCCGGGCGCAAAUUCAGAAUGGUUGGUGGGGACCAAAGAUCCUGGCCUUGCUCACCACGGUCGUGGGCAUGUUCUUCAUGCCGAGCUCCAUCUUCGUGAUGUGGGCAAACUAUGCUGCGCCCACGUUUGCGAUGUCAUUCAUCUUUCUUGGUCUCGUUCUUCUAGUGGAUUUUGCGCAUACAUGGUCGGAGACGUGUUUAGAGGAGUGGGAACGGCACGGCUCUGAUAUAUGGAAGUACAUCUUGGUGGGAACGACGCUUGGCCUGUAUGUCGUCGUGCUAAUUGCGACAGUGCUGCUGUAUAUAUUUUUCGCGCCAUCUCACUGCCCGGUCAAUCGGGCACUUAUAACUGUGAAUUUGAUGCUUGCGGUGAUACUGACGAUUCUGUGUGUGCAUCCGCGUAUUCAAGAAGCGAAUCCAAGGAGCGGUCUUGCGCAAAGCAGCAUGGUACUGGCGUAUAUGACAUAUCUACUAGCGUCUGCGCUUAUGAAUCGUGAUAACAAACAGUGUAACCCAAUUGCACGCGGUCGUGGUGAGAGUGCACAGACGACGGCAGCCGUGCUUGGCGCUAUUUUCACAUUUGUCGCUAUUGCGUACUCGACGACGCGUGCUGCUACGCAUUCGCGGAUGCUACUCGGUCGAGAAGGUGGCGAGAUUGCCCUGGAUACCGAGCCAGUGGUAAUGCAGACUCCCAUCACAGCACCACCUGCACCAAAAAAUACGCUACGCAUUGAGGCGAUCCGAUCGGCUGUAGCCGCGGGCUCGUUGCCUGCUUCAUUUCUUGAGGAGGAGCUACAAUCACAACAGGAGCAAGAACACGAAGUCCUGGCUCCCAACGACGACGAGCGCCAGGGUACACGUUACAAUUAUAGCAUUUUCCAUUGCAUCUUUGCAUUGGCGGCAUGCUAUGUGUCGAUGCUUUUGACGGACUGGCAGUCAAUGCUGCACGAAUCGUCGUCUAGUGACUCUAUGACCAUGUACAUUGGCACAAGUUUGGCAUCUAUGUGGAUUCGCAUCAUUAGUGCAUGGAUAUGCGCCGCACUUUAUGGGUGGUCACUUCUGGCCCCUGCGCUUUGUACGUACAAGGGUUUGCAUGUGGAUUAA
Messenger RNA from Malassezia globosa CBS 7966, 1344 nucleotides. RefSeq lists its product as uncharacterized. Lineage: Eukaryota; Fungi; Basidiomycota; Malasseziomycetes; Malasseziales; Malasseziaceae. The transcript has a single exon. Bases 1 to 1344 code for a protein of 447 amino acids. Gene Ontology annotation, cellular component: membrane. The record is from RefSeq and is a predicted model, not a curated record.